Chiloscyllium plagiosum (whitespotted bambooshark) is the source of this 5379-nucleotide messenger RNA. The record is from RefSeq and is a predicted model, not a curated record. NCBI's taxonomy places the organism in Eukaryota, Metazoa, Chordata, Chondrichthyes, Orectolobiformes, Hemiscylliidae.
CUAAUGCAUUCUUGCUGAUAUCUAUAAUGUUAAACAUACCUGAGAUCGAUCUAAAGUGCCAGUUCUAAAAAUGUUUCUUUGUAAAAAGGGAAGGAAAUGUUUUCAAAUGCAAUCUUGAUAAUCUAGUCAACAGCUUUAUUUUCAGAUACAGCCUUCUAAUCAAACAUAUUUAAUAUUUUCCCUCCGACUCAAUUGUAACAUUUAUUAAUGUUGGCUUUUAUUCAAAUACUUUCAGCCUAUUCCAAAUGUUUAUCUGAUUCGUUGUGCCAUUGAGAACUAAUUUAAACUCAUAAAUUUUUAACUACUGUUCUUGAUGGAGUUUGACCUCAGAAUUUACCAGAGGAGAUUGGAAGUCAUUGAAUGAAAGAACAUGCAGUUUCAUUGAAAUAAACCAAAUGGUUAUUUCUUGAUUCUUUGUUUAAUGAAUUGUGGUUUAUGGAAAAGAUAAAUAUGCCAUUUUAAUUUAUUUUCACAGAAAUAAUUUUUGUGAUUAUAGUGGGCUAUUUUUAUGUGUGGGUAAUUAGAAUGAAGGGUCAGUUGGAAUAAAAGGCUGCAUUUACACAGAAACCAAAUCCAUAUUAUACCAGGUUCCUAAUUUCCACAAAUUUCCAUCUUCAGUUUGAGCAGUGGAUUUCAGGGUAUUAGUGGGAAUAGUAUAAGAAUUGAGUAUGUCAAAGAUUGUUUAAAACUUUAAUUGCACCUUGAGGUUUCUGGCCACAGAUCUGUUGAUACCAGAGGAAAGCUCACAAUGGCCUGUAUUGCAGAACCCAGACUGCUGGCUUCUUCAUAGUGGUAUGUGAAUAUGAUGCUUCCUGCAUCACCUGUUUAUGUUUGCUUUCAGCAGACCAAGGGGAAAUCAGCUCCUCAGCUACGUCUCUCUCCCCAGAAGCAAUAGCACCAUCUUAUUUUUGCAGCAGCACUGUAGUGUAAGUGCAGCAUAAGGUAAAGGGCAGGAUACAUUAUUUUAAUGACAAGUUUUGGCCACUAGUGGUGCCCAAGUGAAAUGGCUUUAAGCAAAUGCUUAUUGGCUGCCUCAUAGCGCUAGGGACCUGGGUUCAAUUCCAGCCUUGAGUGAUUAUCAAUGUAGAGUUUGUAUGUUCUCUCCAUGUGGAUUUUGUCAAGGUGCUCUGGUCACUCAUGAAGUUGAAAGAUGCGUAGGUUAGGUGGAUUGUCCAUUCUAAAAAUUGCCCCUUAGUGUCCAAGGGUAUGCAGUUUAGGUGGGUUAGCCAUUUUAAAAACCCCAUGCAGAGUUACGGAACUGGGUUGGGUCUUGUUUGGAUGCGAAGGCGAAAAAUGAAGACUGCAGAUGCUGGAGAUCAGUCAAGAUUAGAGUGGUGCUGGAAAAGCACAGCAGGUCAGGCAGCAUCCGAGGAAAAUAGACAUUUCGGGCAAAAGCCCUUCAUCAGGAAUGUAGGAAUGCAGAUGUAGGAAACCCUAACUUUCUACCAUUUUAAAAAAAAAAGACAUUUGAAUACAGUCCGUAAGGAAUGAAACAUUGGCAUGUUUUGGGUGGUCUGGCUGCACGUGGAAACAAAUGAACUAUCCCAGGUUGUAUUUAAUUGUAGGUUCUUCACAUGAACAGCACUUAGUUUGUGACGGUGCUCCAACAUGCUGUACCACUGCAUUCGAAGUAUAGCACUUUGGUAGUGACACUGGCUUAUUCUACUGUGUUGUAACUUUGCAGGCAUCAGCUGCAGUAAAAGUACUGAGCAAAUUCUGGGUGCGCCCUCACAAAGGAUGAUGAAUAAUGAAAGACAGUCAUCUCGGGGCUGCGUCAUGCUUCGCUGCAUCUGUGAUAGGGUGACAAUUGUCUGAGACCUGACAACAGAUAUCCCAAACAGUUACAGAAUUUAGUUUGGCAUUGGGUUAGGAAUUCAAAUGACUGUGUCUACUCUGUGACUAUAACUGGCACAAUAUCAGUGUAGGUAAACAAGAGAUCAACGUUAUCUGUUGUGUUAUGUUUAAUGGCUGCCAGAAAUAUUUAACCAGGAUACUGACACAAUUAUGUUGGUUUAGGAGCUUAAUUUUCUUGCUAUUUUCAUGUAAUGUGUGAAAUGCGUUUCGUUUAACUACUUUUACUUUCUGAGCUAGGGGCUGUCCUCAUUAACAGCAAAAGUGUUACUUUGUGAUGAGAGAUAAGCCUCAUCACGGGAUUCCUAGUUCGACUUCAAGUACAAAAUUCUAACCAGCCACGUUACCGUGGGACUGUACAUUGUUUCCGGUCCAUCAUCCGACAGGAGUCUAUCUUCGGUCUGUACAAAGGUAUUGGUUCACCAAUGAUGGGUUUGACUUUCAUCAAUGCUAUUGUUUUUGGUGUCCAAGGAAAUACAAUGCGUUACUUAGGAAAGGAUACACCACUAAACCAGUUCCUUGCAGGUUCUGCAGCUGGGGGUAUCCAAUGUGUUAUUUGUUGCCCCAUGGAACUGGCAAAAACCAGGAUGCAGCUUCAAGGCAUGGGUGAAUACCAAGUUAAAAGUAAAGUCUACAAGAAUUCACUCGACUGCUUAAUUAGAAUUUACAAAAAGCAAGGAAUCUGUGGAAUCAACAAAGGCAUGGUGACCACUAUUUUCAGAGAAAUACCUGCUUUUGGUUUCUACUUCCUUACUUAUGAUUGUCUGACCAGAGCCUUACACUGUGAGCCCGAUGACAGUUACAUAAUUCCUAAACUGCUGUUUGCUGGUGGUAUGUCUGGGAUUGCAUCUUGGAUUUCUACCUAUCCCAUUGAUGUGAUUAAAUCCCGAUUGCAAGCUGAUGGAGUUGGAGGAAUAAACCAGUACAGUGGCAUAAUGGACUGUAUCCGUCAGAGUUACCAGAAGGAAGGAUGGCAAGUAUUCACAAAGGGGCUCACUUCUACUCUUCUCAGAGCAUUUCCUGUCAAUGCUGCUACUUUUGCUACUGUCACACUCUUCCUUAUGUACACAAGGGCUGAUGACGAUUGCAAGGAGCUGGAGACUGCCUCUGCAAUCCAGCAGCAUUCGAGCCUCUAAAGUAUCUUCCUCAUGUUACCUGUGCAGAGCAGCUGCUAUGAUAACUCAAUUUUAUUCAAUCCUAUUUUUGUAAGUGCAGUAAAGUUAUGAAAAUGUUUCAGGGUGUAAAUAAGCUCCAUGUAAGAAUUAAUUCUUUAUAAAAUAUAGUCAUGGGUCUAACAUUUAACAGAAUUCCAUUAGUUUUGUGAGACUACAGCUUCAUGCCUUAUAUUAAAUGAAUGUAUAUAUUGUUUUUUAGUUUAUAAAAACAGUAAGAAAAAUAUUACUUUUGCCCAUUGUAGUAGGCAUGUACUGUACAGAAACUAAUUAACAGGGCUGGCUUUAGAAUCCGAGUUAGUACAGAGGGUCCAAGUUUGGAAAAAUGAACAUUUCUAAAGAAAUUGCAGUAGAUUUUCACUUUUUCUCAAGAGUUGUUGAUGGGCAAUAGGGGACUGGCCACCCAUUUACACCUAACCUGUGUUCUCAUUUCUAUGGAAGUGAAUGGCAAAUCAGGUAAUAAAUAUGUAAAACUAGCAGUCAACCCACCUGGAAGUAAAAGAAAAAUUUUACCUCUUUAAUAUUAAGAAGAAGCAUGCAGCUAAAUCAAGUUGUACUCCCUUUUGACUAUGUUUUCAGUACAGUGGGGUAGGUUUAUUGGUGAUUAAUGAUCGGAAUUGAAAUAAGCCCUUAUGCAAAGAACUAAAUAGGAGUUAGGCUUUCUCAGAAAACAGUACUUGAGCUGACAUAUUAAGUAUUAGUGUUUCAUCCAUGUUAAAUAACAAUAAUGUUAACCUCCGUACUCAUAUGGCCAUGAACCUUGAAUAUUUUACCACUUAUGUGGCACAUUUAUCUGUUAUUACUGUUGUUUAAAGUCAACAUCUUGCAGAUGUCUGCCCAUUCCUUUGCAAAGGCCUGAUGUAACCUGAAUAAUCCACACUUUUUAUGCUAUGCUGCGAACCAAUCAGUAACAUUUUAUUAUUAUUUUUAGUCUUUUUCACAACUCCGUUAAUUUUCUAACUGUACUGAUUGGUUUCAUAGCCCUUAUUCCCUCAUCACAAAGUUCGGUAGUACAGUUUAUACAAAUAGUUCUACUUGGAAGCAAUCACAUCACAAUUGAAUUUUCAGGAAUUUGUACACCUCUGUUAUUUUAAUAUGUUGUGACACCUUGUUCAUUUAAUUAUGAUUUAUGUGCAGUACACCUAUGGAGUUUUUUUUGUUGUGUAAUGUGUUGAUGAGGAAUUGUUACUGUGAAUAAACCAAUGUGGCAGCUCACCAGUCCUACGGGUUGCUGAGUUAGUCCAUUCACAGAUGGAUAGAAAGUUACUAUAUCAGGGUCCAUAUAUAUUAUUUAGCUUCCCUAACACUGAAGUAGGUUCUUCAGUGUUGCACUGUUUUGAGUGCAGAAUGUGCUGUCAUGCUCCUGAAAUGUAUGUUGCUUCUCCCCUCUCCAGAGGUUGCAGUAUUGGAAAGCCUCAUAGUGGGAGCCACAUAGUGUUGACAUCUUGGGGACAGUUCACCACAUACAUAAUGAUUGAUAGAGCUAGUAUGAAUUGAUAUCAUUGUGUCUCGAAACAGAUUGGAUGUUCAGAUUCACAUAUCUAAUGAUAUUUGGAAUUAGAAGUCACUCUUAUUGAUUCAGUUGGUCCUUUGUGUCAGUAGGUUUCUCCCAUUUGGGUGGAAUUUAAAAAUAAGUCCAAGCAAGUUAUUUCACAUAAAGGUGUAUAGUGUAUAGCUGUUUUAUGCUUUACUGUUAAGGUAAAAUUUUAAAGCAUUACCAGUUUCAUCUACCAAAGGAUAGAGGUUUGUUUUUUGUUUGAAGGUCCAGCACUCCUUUUAAUAGAUUACGAUUCUGCAUGAACUCCCACCUGCCCAUCAUUAUGCGAUUUCUGGAAAACAUACGCUGCCUUGUUUAAUCAAGGUAGCUAUGUGGCAUUAAAUGACUAAUGACGGGUAGGGAUUACAGAAAUCCAAACUUCACUGUAAAUUGGGACAGGUGCAAUAGAUAUUGGUCUGAGAUGCUGAUCAACAAUGAUUCUCAAUUUUGCACCAUUUCCAGGAUUUUUUUUAAUGGGCACAGAACACUUUAUUUCACAAUGUGAGAAAAGAGAAAGCAUUUGUUUGUUCCUAGCACUAUGAUCAACUUUCUCACUAUCAAGCAAAUUGCAAUUUCAAAGUGAGUGAGUGUUUGAAUCUGGAAACCUUGAAUGUCUAUAUAUUAUCUGAACAAUUUCCAUAUCUGAAUUGAAAAUGCAUGCUUGAUUAACAGUACAGUACAGCUUUGACUUUUCGGUCAAUCAGUUUGUACUGUGUAUUGCUUGUUUCAAUGUGUUUCACAUCAUGUACCUUACUAUGUAAAGUACCAUAGGCAGAUUGUAAGGAGAAAAAGGGAAAAUAAAAUCCAUAUUAAGAUCAA